AACCAAGCUCCAGUCUUGCUCUUGGAAGUUAGAAAUCAAAACCCAGGUUUUGUAGUUACCAAGCAGGACCAUAAAAACCAAUCUCAACACACAAAGGCAGGAGCAGGUUCCUUGUUGAAGGAUGACGGCGAUCAAGAAUUGAUUGCCUGCACUGAACCGAUUCAUUCACCAUUCACCAACAUCCUCAAAAUUAUACAUCAUUUUGGGCACACUGCAUUCGGUUUUGAUAGAAAGAGUAAUGAUUACAGGGUCUUGAUGCAUGUGAGCAAUUCUUUCUUUGAAGGGGUUCGAAUAUACUGAUAAACUUGAGCUAUACUCUCUGAAAAAUGAUUCCUGGACGAGAUCCCUCCUCCUGAGGGCGUUUGUAUUUUUGGAUUUCCAUGUUACAACAAUGGAGUUUGUCAGUGCUGGGCAAUAUAUUCGGAUGGUAUUGAUGGAAUUUACUCCUUUGACUUUGCAUAUCAGGUGUUUGAAAAUUUUCCUCUGCCAGACUUUGGUCAAAAAUCUCUCUUCAUAUUAUGAGUUUGCAAUAGUUAAUGGAUUGCCUUGUGUUGUUCUUUGCACCGAGGGUAUAGACUAUCGAGAAACAGUUUGAUAUAUAUGUGUGACGACUGAACAUAGAGUUAAAGAAUAUUGGGUUAAGCUACACGGUAUUGGAGAAUAGAUUACAUGUAGUAAAUAAACUCUUAUUCCAAAUCAUAUGCUAGAUGGGAGGUAAUUGGGUGAGACAAGUAUACUUCAAUUACAUCAACUAAAAACUAGAUAUUUGAAACCUUCCACUUUUUUUCCUGCAGAAAAUGAAGACGAGAGGAGAUGAAAUCAAGAAAGAAAAGUCCAAACUUAGUAAUGUGGUUGUAAUUUUUUAUUUACAAUCAUUGAGGGGAUCUAUGGCUGUUCUCUCUUUAAUAAAAGAGAAGAAGACUAGUUCUGAAGUUUCAAAGGGGCUGACACUCGCGACAACAUUCUCAGUCAUCUACAUGCUGCUUUGUGUAGAGCAAAAGUUGAAACUUUCAUUGACAACGAUCUCAGGAGAGGAGAUGAUGUUUCAGAAGCGCUUCUGAGAACGAUCGAGGAAUCAAAAAUGUCCAUAGUCAUUUUCUCCAAAAACUAUGCUGCUUCUAGGUGGUGCUUGGAUGAACUUCUAAAAAUCAUGGAGUGUAACGAAAAAAAUGCACUAAUUGUUAUACCAGUCUUCUUCAAAGUGGAUCCAUCACAUGUAAGAAAGCAGUCAGGGUCUUUUGCUCAAGCUUUGGCUCAGCAUGAAGAUCAUCCCAAGAUACAAAGAUGGAGGGAUGCGUUGACCAAAGCAGCUAAUUUAUCUGGAUGGGAUUCACAGAUCAUAAGGCCUGAGGCUACCCUUAUAAAAAAUAUGGUGUCAGAUAUUUUGGGAAAACUUUACUAUACAUCCUCAAGCACUUUUGGUAGUCUGGUUGGAAUGAGUUCUCACUUUGAGCAAAUUGACAUGAUAUUAAGCACGAUUUCUGAAGAAGUUCGCAUCAUAGGAUUUUGGGGGAUGGGGGGUAUAGGUAAGUCGACCCUUGCUAGAGCUUUCUUUAACCAUGUUUUCUCCCAAUUUGAAGGGCAUUGUAUUAUUGAAGAUAUCAGGGAAACAUGUGAGAAGCAUGGGCUAAACAAUAUUCGAGAGAAACUUCUCACUGGAAUACUGAAGGAUGAGAAUUUAAAUGUAGGCACUCCAAAUCUAGGCAUUCCUUCUAUAAUGGAUAGGCUCCGCCGCAAGAAGGUUCUGAUUGUUUUGGAUGACUUAAAUAAUGUUCAGCAUAUUGAACUUUUAGUUGGAAGGCGUGAGUGCCUGGGUCGAGGAAGUAUUAUCAUCAUAACAAGUAGGGACAAACAAGUUCUUAAGAGUGGAGUUGAUAGGAUCUAUGAGGUUCCAGGAUUGGACUACCAUGAAGCUCUUUGCCUCUUUGGCCAAUAUGCUUUCAAACAAAAGCAUCCCAGAGAUGGUCAUCAUAUGAGACUAUCAAACAGGGCUAUAAAUUAUGCUAAGGGUCAUCCAUUGGCUCUUAAAAUCUUGGGUUCUUAUUUAUUUGGAAGGAGCAAUGAAGAACAGGAAAGUGCAUUGGACAAACUGGAGAGAACUCCUAACAUGGAUGUUCAGAAAGUGUUGCGAAUUAGUUAUGAUGGACUGGACAAUGAAGAAAAAAAUAUUUUUCUCAAUAUUGCAUGUUUUUUUAAAGGGGGUUACACUGACGAAGUGAAAUGUUUCCAUGAUAGCGGCGGUUAUUCUACAGAUAUUGGAAUACGUGUUCUUAUGGAUAAAUCUCUAAUAACCAUUCGGAUGGGUCGAGUAUGGAUGCAUGAUCUGCUACAGAAAAUGGGCCGAGAAAUUGUUCGCGAAGAAUCCAUUGAAGAGCCCGGGAAACGUAGCAGGCUAUGGGAUCAUCAUGACAUCUCUCAUGUGUUGACAAAGAACACGGGGACUGAGGCAGUUAAAGGCAUAAUUCUGGACUUGCAUAACAUAAGAAGCUUCAGUAUAAAGUCUGCAGCAUUUGAGACGAUGCACAGUCUUGAAUUCCUCAAAAUCAAAGUUGAUUUGCCCACUUUGCACCUUCCUCAAGGCCUUGGAUAUCUUCCUAGUGAGUUAAGAUAUAUGUAUUGGGAUCGAUACCCUUUGACAUAUUUGCCAUCGAAUUUUCACCUGGAGAAUCUAGUUAGGCUCAUAAUGCCCCACAGCCAUGUUGAACAACUGUGGAAUGGAAGACAGGAUCUUGCGCACUUGAACAUGGUUGACCUCUCUUACUCUACGAAGUUGAUCGAAAUUCCAGACCUCUCGCUGGCUACGAAUCUUCAAAAUCUGGUUCUUACCAAUUGCAAAAGGCUUAAGAAUCUUCCUGGCAGUCUUGCUAGUUUGAAGACUCUUAAUCUUAAUGGCUGUUCACACAUCAAAAAGUUUCCAGAGGUCUCAACGAAAAUCGAAUAUUUAAAUUUAGGUUGGACUGCAAUAGAAGAAGUUCCUUCAUCAAUCGACUGUUUCACGUCCCUAUUUUUUUUGAACCUUGGAGAAUGCAAGAGGCUUAAGAAGCUCCCCAAAAGCAUCUAUAAAUUGAAACCCCUCCGAUAUUUUGGUCUCUACUUGCCGUACAAUAAAAGGGAGCUUCUACAAGAAGUUAAUAUACAUCUAAGAGAGUUGAGUGACCAUCUUGUUUGGUUAUCAGCUGUAGAAUUUCUAAAGCUCUCUGGGAAUCAUUUCCAGGAACUACCUGUUGCCAUCAAACAGCUUAAUAACCUGCAAUAUCUUUACGUAGAUGACUGCAAGAGGCUUCAAUCCUUACCUCAACUUCCGAUGAAUGUCCAACGGAUAUAUGCAAGGAAUUGCAUAUCACUAGAAACUGUGGCAACCCCUUUAACCACGGCAACAAGAGGAGAAUUUACUUCUGUUGUUGAGUACAUUGUGUUCAAUUUUUUCAAUUGUCUCAAGUUGAAUCAAAAUGCACAAAACAGCAUUGUGGCUGAUGCAGAAUUGAAGUUGAUGCAGUGGGAAGCCACUUGCCCGGAAACUUUUUCACAGAAAACCAAAGUGGCCGGUAUCUCGUUUAUGGGAGGUGACAUUCCAGAUUGGUUCAACUAUAAAAGCAUGGGGUCCUCACUAACUGCAAAGCUUCCAAAGAAUUGGUGUAAUGCUGAGUUAUUCUGCCUGGUUUUCAGCGUUGUUCUCGAAUUCAAGGACUUCCCUAGGUAUGGAAAAUUCAAUAUUCUUAAGUAUGAUUGUCAUAUAAGAAACAACAUCGGUGACAACUCCAGUGGCAAGGGUUGGUUCAAUUUAUUAAGAUGGGGAACUAAAGAUGCUAUUCAGUCAAAUCAUGUCUUGUUAAGUUAUGGAAAAUCAUUGAUCAAUGAUUGGAGAACGAAACCCAAAGAAGCAGGUGAUGAUGGUGCAGAUGUGAUCUCAAUUGAAUUAUAUGUUGGAGAAGAUUCUAAAAACUGUUGUAAGAUCAAAGAGUGUGGGAUCCAUUUGCUCUACCGCCACGACACAGACAAUGGAUGUAGUUCUUCAACGAUUGAAUGUGACUCUCCCGGUAGUCCCAACCAGUUCUCCUUCAAUCCAGAUUGUAUGGAUGAUGGUAUUGAAGAAACAGUGAUAGGAGAUUCUAAAAGAAAUGGAGGUGGUAAUGGGAAUUGUUCCAAUAUGGGAAAUCUCAUGGAAUAUUCAGUUGCAGUGAGGAGGAAGAAAAUGAGAAAGUGAGCUGGAAGGUAAAUUUCUUUGGUUUCAGUGGAGAUGCUCUCAUCAUGCUUCAGAACUAUAUUUCUCUUCAAUACAAGAGUAAGUCACCCUCUGGCCUCUUAUCAUGUUAUGCCACUUGAUGUAUUGUAUUUCAAAUAACUUUCUUUUAUGGAAGCUUUUCUUUCCCCUAUGAGAAGCUUUCCAGUGAAUAACAAAUAUCUAUCUGUUAAUCAA
Messenger RNA from Tripterygium wilfordii, 4417 nucleotides. RefSeq names its product disease resistance-like protein DSC1. Bases 1082 to 4204 code for a protein of 1040 amino acids. Gene Ontology annotation, molecular function: ADP binding. The record is from RefSeq and is a predicted model, not a curated record. NCBI's taxonomy places the organism in Eukaryota, Viridiplantae, Streptophyta, Magnoliopsida, Celastrales, Celastraceae. The transcript has 6 exons. Gene Ontology annotation, biological process: defense response; signal transduction.